CACAUCAGUGAGCCCACCUGUAGCCGCUUUUGAUUGGUUGUUGAAGCAGCCGCUCGCAGAGAACGUUCCAGUUUCAAAAAGCUGCGGCAAAGCAGAGUCCGUCAGCUCGUCCCAUCGCCAGGAGUCAUGUGCAACAGAAUGAAGUGUGAAGGAACAGGGAAAAGCGCUACUGUUUACUUUGCCGCAGCUGUUAUUCUGACGUGUUAUUUGGCGCACACGGUAGACUGUAAUCGACUGAAGAAAACGGAGUGGCGAAAAGAAGCCGAUGCAGCCAGAAGGAUAGGUUUCACAGAGGGGCAAAUUGUGUUCGGGAGAGUUUUUGAGAAAGGGUCAGGUCUUGGGUCACAAGUCACACACCGGACCAAUAAGUCUUCCUCAAACGCAUCUGUAGAGGAGGACGCUGCAUAUCAAGCCGACUCCGCAGGCUGGGUGGAAGGAAAAAAACAAAAUGCUAAUUCUAGAGAAGCCGCAUGGAAGCGCAUGUCUCCCUCCUUGCAGUGCGGUUGGGACCAGUUAAAGUUCAGAGCAGUGGGACCAGGAGCUUUACAGUUUGCUGUGGAACAAGUAAAUGCACCUCCGAUACCUCUGUCCCAAGUCCCUUCCACCUGUGGCUACAGCAUGCAGAGGAACUCUCUUGCGCUUGUCAUGUUGGUUCCCUAUGAUGGCUGCAACGUGGUUCAAGAGGUUGGAAGUUAUGUGCUCCCUAUGCAUUGGCAGGGAAAUCCAGUCUCACUCUGGUGUCCCAAACCUCCAACACCUGCACCAACCACUGUACAAUCAGCAGCCACAGAUCCUCUUCCUUUCUACCCACCGCAAGGUCUACCAUAUUUCUUUCCUCCAUAUCCUAUCAAUCUCCAAUAUCCAACUCCUGAGCCAGAGAUGACUACACAAACGGCUCUCCCUGAACAACCCCAAUAUCCUUUCAGUCCCAGAUCUUUCAAUCCCCGUUGUCGAAAUCCUGAGCCGGAGACGACGACACCACCAAAGGCUCGCCCUGAACGACCCAAUGUCCACUUUCCUCGAUAUCGUUUCAAACCCCAAUAUCCAAUUCUUGAGCCAGCGACGACAACACCACCAACGGCUCUCCCUGAACAUCCCCAAUAUUUUGAUCCCCAAUAUUUCGAUCCCCAAUAUUAUUUUGAUUCCCAGUAUUAUUUCGAUCCCCAAUAUCCUGUCGAUCCCCAAUAUCCAACUCCUGAGCCACUAAUGACAACACCACCAACGGCUCUCCCUGAACAUCCCCAAUAUUUCGAUCCCCAAUAUUUCGAUCCCCAAUAUUUCAAUCCCCAAUAUUAUUUCGAUCCCCAAUAUCCUGUCGAUCCCCAAUAUCCAACUCCUGAGCCACUAACGACAACACCACCAACGGCUCUUCCUGAACAUCCCCAAUAUCCUGUCGAUCCCCAAUAUCCAACUGCUGAGCCACUAACGACAACACCACCAACGGCUCUCCCUGAACAUCCACAAUAUUAUUUUGAUCCCCAAUAUUAUUUUGAUCCCCAAUAUCCUGUCAAUCCCCAAUAUCCAACUCCUGAGCCAGUAAUGACAACCCCAACUACAACAAAGAAAAUGGAUACAUUUCAACAUCACCUUAAAUUUCCUUAUCAUCCUCCUUUCUAUCCCCCUUACUCAAGCUACCCUUCUAAAAAAUGGUUCUAAUAAAUGGUUUGAGUAAGUGACCCUGUCCAGUUUUUAUUUUUAAUUUUUUUUUGUUGUACUUGUUAACCCUCAACUACCCCAGAAAUUGUCAUUUGGUACUGCAUGUCUACGUGAGGAACAGAUAUUAAAAGGCUUUACUCUUGA
This is a messenger RNA of Perca fluviatilis (European perch), 1800 nucleotides long. Its product is annotated as adhesive plaque matrix protein-like. The record is from RefSeq and is a predicted model, not a curated record. The transcript has 4 exons. Lineage: Eukaryota; Metazoa; Chordata; Actinopteri; Perciformes; Percidae. The coding region runs from base 127 to 1656 and encodes 509 amino acids.